This is a messenger RNA of Neopsephotus bourkii (Bourke's parrot), 1645 nucleotides long. RefSeq names its product transmembrane protein 52B (gene TMEM52B). Bases 441 to 989 code for a protein of 182 amino acids. The transcript is spliced from 5 exons. NCBI's taxonomy places the organism in Eukaryota, Metazoa, Chordata, Aves, Psittaciformes, Psittacidae. The record is from RefSeq and is a predicted model, not a curated record.
GAGACCCUUUCUGCUCACAGAAGGGAAGGGUCAGGUCUGCAGAGAUCUCAUGAUGCCCUUCACUGAACUAGUUCAACAUCUAAAGUAAGAACUUGUAGCGACCGCUUUUCUCCUGAUCUGACUGGAAGGCUUUAGAGAUCUCUUCAAAAGAGGGAGAGAAGCAGGCCCAGAAAAUAACAAAAGGAGACAAACAGAAACAAACGCGAAUUGCCAGGGACAAAGAGGGAAAGAGAGAAAGCAAAAACCUGAAGGGCAGAGAAGAACAGACCCAGAGGAGGAGAGGAAGAGAUAGAACAGGAAGAAGAAACUGAACUCAACACACAAUAAGAAAUCUGCUCCUUCUUCUGGUCAGUGGACUGGUGAGGAAGAACAGAAACUAAAGGACAAGAAGACAACAGCUUAAGACAUCAAGAGGCCACUGAACUACCAGCUCUACAGGGAUGCAUAGCCCAGUCAUGAUCUGCUUUGGUUUAGGGUGUUUCUUAUGGUUCUCCCAAGUCAGAGGUGAGGAAAACUGUCUCAACACUGAACUCUGUUCAGGUACGGAGUGGGACCACUUGUGGUAUAUCUGGCUGGUUGUGGUGAUUGGUGGGCUGCUGCUCCUGUGUGGCCUUCUUUCCAUAUGCGUGAGAUGCUGUUUUCAUUGCCAUCACACAGGAGAGGAAUCAGGUCCUCAGCCCUAUGAGGUUACCGUCAUUGCUUUUGAUCAUGACAGCACCCUCCAGAGCACCAUUACCUCUCUCCACUCUGUGUUUGGGCCUGCUGCCAGGAGGAUAUUAGCAGUGGCACACUCCCAUAACGCUGCACAGGGAACACCAUCCCUCUCGGCAUCAGACACUCCUCCAGUCUACGAAGAGGCUCUGCGCAUGAGCAGAUUCACAGUUGCCAAGGCAGGGCAGAAAGUGCCAGACCUGGAUCCAGUGCCAGAGGAGAAACUGCAGGCAUCUGCAGAUGGCAAGGAUGCCCAGUCAGCCCUCCCAGGACACUAGUGCCUGUUUCUACUGAAUGGCAAAUAAUACAGAACAGUUCCAUGCAGAGACUAAUUUUUCUGAGCAGGGUCAGGAAUAUCAGAUUAGCUUUCUUAGUCUAAUGAGAAAGCGAAAAAGAAUAAAAAUCCAUAUAUUUUCAGAUCCAACAUAUUUUGGUGGCCUCUUUUGACACUUCCUUCAGAUAAUUAGCUAUUGACAUUCUCUAUGCCCAUUUAUUACAUACACACAUCACAACUACAGUCUGCACAAAUAAGCAGGGAGUGGGACCAAGGUGCUGACCCACUUUACAGGCUACUGACCUGCAGGGAGAUUGCAGAUGUUAGCUCAUUCUGCUUGCCUCCAGCCUAAGUUUCCUGGGGAUGACAGAAUGAUUUUCACAACAGGAAAAACAAAGACAUGUGAGAAGGUCUUGAUACCAAAUAAUAACACCAAACUUCUGGAAAAUGCCAUUUAUAGUACAUUUAAAAAAAAAAAAAAAAAAGAAUUUGUGUAGGAACACAGUCUGCAUGCAAACAAGACAGAAUACAUUGGUAAUAUCUGCAGUAUAGGCCUUAAAUGCCCUACAGGAUAUAUAGAAUGAAGACAGUCCAGUUCUGAAUAGGAUAUAUAGCAAUUAUGAAAUAGUAGUCACAAGCUUUUAUAUUUUAAUUUAAAAA